Messenger RNA from Oncorhynchus tshawytscha (Chinook salmon), 5568 nucleotides. RefSeq names its product metal transporter CNNM4. Gene Ontology annotation, molecular function: sodium ion transmembrane transporter activity; magnesium ion transmembrane transporter activity. Gene Ontology annotation, cellular component: plasma membrane. The coding region runs from base 38 to 2872 and encodes 944 amino acids. Gene Ontology annotation, biological process: magnesium ion transport; magnesium ion homeostasis. The record is from RefSeq and is a predicted model, not a curated record. NCBI's taxonomy places the organism in Eukaryota, Metazoa, Chordata, Actinopteri, Salmoniformes, Salmonidae. The transcript has 8 exons.
UCAGCUCCCAGUUCGCCAGCGACAGAGUGAAACAAACAUGGCGACAGAAUGGAGCGGGCAGCAAGGCUACGUUCUGACUCUAAUCGUUUUCCUUUGGAGUGCAGUCGAGGGACGCACGGAAACGGCCACGUCGAGUGUCAGCAACAGCGGGACCCAGGUGCUCGGUAUGCGGCUGGAGAGGAGCGACAAACCGGCUACGACCACUGACGACGGGGUCAUACAGGUAACGGAGGAGAGCACAGUGCAGCUCCGGUUCUACGGUGUGCAGCUCAACUCGGGCACCUGGGCGCAGAUCCGCUUCACGGAACGAGGGGAUGGGAGCGAUGAGGGGGGGGACAAUAACAUUAUUGACGACACACCUAACAGGACUUGUGUUGAUUUCACCAAAGACUUCAGCAUCGCGACCUACAUGAACAUCAGUAGCCGGGGGACCACAGGGAUACUCAGCAUAAACAUUAAACCCCUUCGAAAGAGCGAGCCGCACAAGGAAUAUGGGUUGUGCAUCAAGAGUUUGGCCAAUGGCAGGUGGGCUCUGCUCGGGGAUAGCGACGGGAGACUCCGGGUGGUAGAGGGGGAGAAAACUCUCCUCCCCCUGUGGUUCCAGAUCAUCCUUAUCUGUUGUCUGUUGGUGCUGUCUGGCAUGUUCAGCGGGCUGAACCUGGGGCUCAUGGCUCUGGACCCCAUGGAGCUCCGUAUAGUCCAGAGUUGUGGUUCAGAGAAGGAAAAAAAAUAUGCCCGCAAAAUUGAGCCCAUCCGGAGUAAGGGGAACUACCUUCUCUGCUCGCUGCUGCUUGGCAAUGUCCUGGUCAACACCACACUCACCAUCCUCCUGGAUGACUUAAUAGGCUCUGGGCUGGGCGCCGUGGUCGCCUCCACAGUGGGUAUCGUGAUUUUCGGCGAGAUCGUCCCCCAGGCGCUGUGCUCUCGCCACGGGCUGGCGGUGGGCGCCAACACCAUCCAGGUGACCAAGUUCUUCAUGUUGCUCACCUUCCCGCUCUCCUUCCCCGUCAGCAAGCUCCUAGACGUGCUCCUAGGCCAGGAGAUCGGCACUGUGUAUAACCGCGAGAAGCUGGUGGAGAUGCUCAGGGUGACGGAACCCUACAACGACCUGGUCAAAGAGGAGCUCAACAUGAUCCAAGGAGCUCUGGAACUCCGGAGUAAGACGGUUGAGAGUGUGAUGACUCCGUUGGCACACUGUUUCAUGAUCCAGAAUGACGCGGUCCUCGACUUCAACACCAUGUCGGAGAUCAUGGAGAGUGGCUACACGCGUAUCCCCGUGUUUGACGACGAGCGCUCCAACAUCGUGGACAUCCUGUACGUGAAGGACCUGGCGUUCGUGGACCCAGACGACUGCACCACCCUGAAGACCAUCACUAAGUUCUACAACCACCCGGUCCACUUUGUGUUCCACGACACUCGACUGGACUCCAUGCUGGAAGAGUUCAAGAAAGGUAAAUCCCACCUGGCCAUCGUUCAGAAGGUGAACAACGAGGGGGAGGGGGACCCCUUCUACGAGGUGCUGGGAUUGGUCACCUUGGAGGACGUCAUCGAGGAGAUCAUCAAAUCAGAGAUCCUGGAUGAGUCCGACCUUUAUACUGACAAUCGGAACAGAAAGAAGGUGGACCCUAACAAGAGAACGCGUGACUUCUCUGCUUUUAAACACACGGAGAAUGAGUGCAAGGUGAAGAUCUCUCCCCAGUUGAUGCUGGCUGCACAUCGCUUCCUGGCUACAGAGGUGAGUCUGUUCAGUCCCUGUCAGGUCACUGAGAAGGUGUUACUGAGGAUCCUGAGGCACCCUGAUGUCAUCCAGGAGAUCAAAUUCAAUGACGGCGACAAGCGAUCCGCUCUACACUACAUCUACCAGAGAGGCAAACCUGUCGACUACUUCAUACUCAUACUGCAGGGGCGAGUGGAGGUGGAGGCUGGAAACGAGAACAUGAAGUUUGAGACAGGACCCUUCUCCUACUAUGGAGUCAUGGCUCUUAGCUCACCAUCACUGGCCGUAACUCCCCCUCUCUCCCCAUCAGUGGCGUCCCCUCCUCCACGACGUCUCUCUUUAAAGAGAUUCUCUCUGUUCUCUCGCUUCCCAGAGUUCCGUUCUCCUACUCACGCGAGCGGUCUGAACCGCUCUGCGUCACUAAGCUGCACUGAGCGUGGCGCUUCCGGAGAAAGCGGCUCAGUAACUGCCAGCAACACGCAGCUCACCGCCUGCCAGUACACACCAGACUUCUACGUACGGGCUCUCACUGACCUGCAAUAUGUCAAGAUCACUCGUUCUCAGUACCAGAAUGGUCUGCUGGCGUCGAGGCUGGACAGCACCCCCCAGUCCCCCGAGGGCAGCCACCCCCGUCUGGACAGCACCUCUGCGCUCCCCAUCACCCCACCAGCCCCUCCCCGCACCCCCUCCCCCUGGCCACCACACCUUUCAAGCGCCCCCUUGCUCUCCCCCAUCCCACCCCCUCCCACCAGCCGUACCCCCUUACCCCAAACCACCACCCCCACUCAAGUCAACCCCCGCCCGGCCCUGCCCCAAUCCACCCCUCCUCCCACCAAAGGCACCCCUCUUCCUCAAACACCUCCUCCUGCCUCCUCGGGUGCACGCACCACUCACCCGCCCUCCACCUCUUCUCUCCCCCACCCACCCCUUCCCUGCACCUCUCUCCCCCCCAAAUCCCCCUCUUCCGUGAGGCCAGGGGGGGAGAAUGGUCCGGGUGAGAAGACCUCUCUGCUGUCUGAGCAGCCGCAAAACUGCGUAAGCGGCACACGCAGGCCCAGCUACCCACAAACACACACACAACACCCUCACACACACCAGCACAUGCACACACACGUGCACACCAUCAGCCAUGCACAUACAGAGAGCACCAUCUGACAACAACCCCUGGGGGGGGGGGGUUGUUAAGAUUUGUAAAAAAAAAAUGAAUACACACAAGUUUUGUUGGCCGUGGACUGGAGUACUGGAAGAUUCUAAGGUGCAUUGUGGGAACACUCAUGUCUCUGUCCUAUCCGCCCACCUACCUCUCAAGAUGGGGUGAAGAGAGAGCGUGACGGGCAACACAGGUGCAUUACACACUUGUGCAGAGGUCCUUGUGUGUGAUGCAGCUUGUCUCUGUCAUACGGUUCAGUGCGUGUGUAUGCAAUGUGUGUUUGACAGUUUUACGGUGGCUGCAGGCACAGUCUGGGAUCAGCUUUGUUGGUGGGGAGCAGGGGAGAUAGACCACCAUGUAUAGCAUGUUUAUAAUAUGUGUUGAUUCUCUGCACUUCGGUUGUCAGUAUAAAUAAAUAUAGAAAUAUGACCUGUAGUGACAGCAAAUAUGUUUUUAAAGAGAAAUGUAGCGAUAUUUAGAGAUUCAUGCAUUUUAGCUUAGUGUUCACUGUGAACUCUCAUCUACACGCACCUGUGUUCUCUAAAACACUUUCUGUACCACUCCCCUCCCACAUGCUCCGUUUCCAUGGAAAUUACAUUCAACACCCCCCCCACCCCCCUCCAAUACAAAUGGAACAUUCUCAGGAGGGAUUUCUAGAAUCUUGUUUUUUUUUGUGUGUUUUUUUUUUUGGUGUCUGUUCUUUCUUCCAAAUAUGGCAAUUUCCAAAAAACGUUUGUAUUAGGGGACUGUUGAGUUUGGGGCCUGUUGACACGAGCUUGACAGGAGUGUAGCGGUUUGUGUGUGUACCUCCUGAGCUGUCUCUCAUUUCGGAAAGUUUAUGACCUCUUGACCCUGUCAGGCCUAUCAGGCUGGGGUGGAGGGCGGGGUUGCUGGAGGGGAGGAGUUGGCUGGCUAAUUGACUGACAGCUGGGUUUGUUUACCAUGAACCCACCUAACCAGAGAUGUGAAGUAUAUUACAUGAUUAAUUAUUUAAAUAUGAAUAUAUUUAUUUUGCAUUACAGAUUACUUUUUUAUGUAUUUUGAGAUUUAUUUGAUGUCAAUGUUUUAUAUUGUAUAGAUUGUUUUUCUUUUGUUGAAGACUCUCAAAACUCCAUGUACUGUGACUGAUACUCCUGAACAGAGACUUUUCUACUGUACUGCAACCAACUCCCCCAGAACCUACAAACUCUCAAACACACCUAACUGAACAGAGUUCAAUUCAACUAUGAUACUAGCCCCUCUUUAUUUUUAUAUUAUUGUAUAAUUUCACUAUGAUACUAGCUCAGCUUCCUAUUUGCUCAAUUCAACUACAAUACUAACCAAUUUUCCUGCUUGUAUAAUUUCACAUAAUAAGCAGUGGACUAGCAUUUGGGUGUCUGAGACGCUGUAGUUUAACAUGAUUGGUUGCUUUGGAGUGUUAUUGAGUGAUGUCACAAUGGAAUAUAGAAGUCACUGUUUUCAGGGGUGAUGUCACUGUGGAGUUAAAAUUCCACUUUGUGAUGCCACAAUGGAGUUGAGUUCAGAGUUUGUGUGUGAUGUCACAAUGGAGUUUAGAAUUGAGUUUUACUGUGUGAUGAUACAAUCAGUGAGGGGUUGUUGCCACUUUUAAUGACAUGAAAAAAGGCACUCCACCUCCACCACAAUGUUCCCUUACCAUUUACAUUGUAGGUAACCCAAAAAGACAUUCCAAAAACAGGGGAUCCACAAUUGACCCUUCAGAUUCAAUCUGAUGUCGGAUUUAUUGUGUGUAUAAAUGAAGCUGUUACACGCACUGUGCCCUGCUGUGCGGUCUUAGAGAUGACUACAUGUGUUUCCCUCACCAUGCAUUCUCUCUGGGUGGAGGGCAGACCAGACAUAUAAUGCUGCUAUCAUCUACCCAUCUCGAUCCCUAGAAAUAUAUUAUGAAGUAACUCAAGCAACGGUCAACCUGAAGGAAAAGAAUGUACUUCUAAGUAAAUACAUACUACUGGUAAGAAAAUCACUUUAGAACAACGAGAGAGAACCGAGUAUUUAUUCCAAAGAAUUUCUGUAAGGUCUGUUCCACAGGGAUGAGUUCCUACCUGAAUUUUAAGAGUAUAUCCCCUCCUUAGAAUUGGAAUAAAUAGAACGGACACACGCCCCUCAGUACAGGGUAUCGAAUGGGGUUGUCCAUUCUAGGAUUUCUAAGUCUAUGGUUGGUGCAGCCUUACACACCACUACACACAAAACCCCUAGACCUGACUGCUGGUUCACAUAGGUCACUUCAUAGCAUUGGGCCUUGCUGGUUCUGUUACACCACUGGUUGGCUGCGAAGGUCCUAGUCUACUGAGAACGGUCACAUUAUGAAAGCCUUGUUGUAUUUAUUUAAAAAGUAAUCCUAUUCUUUUUGUUCUGCGUUCUCUCAUGUGAAACUGGCUUUAGUUUCUGACAGACAUGUCUGUCAACGGGUUACUGGGACGGAGGAAGAGAUCUGUUAUAUUUCCUGCUUGUACUAUGUUACUGUGAAUACUACUGUAUAUUGUGAAGACAUUGGCAUUUGUCUACUAUAUUAUCUGUGAUGGGAGUGAGAGGGGGGAUGCCUAUAUGGAACACAUGUAUAAAGUAACCUCUGUGAGAAUACUUACCGGAUAUAAGAACUUCUAUCUCCUUCCACUGAGUCAUUUUACUUGGAAGAUAUUGUAUUAGCAAUAAAAUUAUUGCUCUGUUUUGACCUCAAAGAACA